GAAUUCACUCGGAGUUGGGAGGAGUAUGCAGAAAACUACUGCUGGGUAGCAAGUACCUAUUUCGUCCGUUUGCACAGCUAUCCAGGCCCGCCUCCUCCACAGAUGGUUUAUCCACAAGGAACUAUGACAUCCGGUGGGUACCUGGUCCCGGCGGGUCAUCGUUUUCCCGCACAACCUCACUUACCUCCUGUUCCGGCCUAUCCACAGAUGGGGGAACGCCCACCAGCAGGACGAUUUAUCAGCUACUAUCAAUGGGCUCCAAUCCUACUAGCUAUUCAAUCAUUUCUUUUUUAUCUUCCCUGUUUAAUUUGGCGUCUAUUCUCCUCCCGAUCCGGCUUUCACCUCCGACGGAUCAUGCAGUUAUCUUCAGAGGCAGCUUUGGCGGCGCCAACUGAAGCAGAUGCCACUGCACAACAAGCUCAGGAGUCCGGACAUACCAAUCUGGCUAGACUAUCCAUACAAAACAUGCUUAAUUUGGCAAACCACCCUGGUGCUCCAGGUGCAUCAAGCUUUGCGCCAACUAAAUCUGUCAGGACACUGGCAAGAUACUUAGAUAUGUGCCUGAUGAGGCAAGCAGAGCUGCGGCUGGCAGAUAUUAUCCUGAACUUGAAUGUAGAUUCACGUGACUUCUUAACAUCAACUCUACCGGCGACAAGCUCAACUCAACCUCCACCACUUGUACCCAGAAGGCAAACUCGAGUAGGAGUGAAUUAUUCCGAUCAAAUGUUGCAACAGACAUUCAUCAAGCGACCCGAAGAUCAUUAUUCAGGCUUACUUAUGAUAAAUUAUCUGACAAACGAUUGGACGAGUAAAAAAACUGUUUUCUCAUUCUUUUUCAGUUAUACUCUUCAGUGCGUGCUGCCAAUCAAUAUGUUUUUGGAGAAGAUUUAUAUCUUCCUAUGGCUGUGGUUUUUCGUCGUUGGUGUGGUGACGCUGCUUAGUAUGAUAGUGUGGAUAACACGGAUCGGAACGUCACGAUGUCGGUUCUCGUGGAUUCGACAUCAGCUGCUUACAAUCCGACAGCUUAAUAAAAGCAACCAGAGUUGCAUGCAGUUUGUAGAAAGCCAUUUGGGCCCAGAUGGGGUCUUUGUGUUACGUUUGAUCUCUCAGAACUACGGUGAUUUAGUUGCUGGAGAUACCGUUGGGGAAUUAUGGACUGCCUACUGGCAGAGACGUCAAAGUGGAAUUUUGUCUGCCAGUACCGACGGUAAGAGCACCGAAAAACAGCUCGACAAUGUCAACACGCAAACUGCUAAGCAGCAUGUCACCCAAGUCGUACGGAACACUGAAAAGCCGCAGUUAAAAAGAAUUCCACGAUCUGCACGAAACACUCCAAUGGGCAGACAGGAACUAACACACACUCCCUCGGGUGGUGAACCCUUACAAAGAGGUGGAUCACAAAAGGAACGGCGCCGAAAAAAUUUAAUGCAUACUGGAUAUUCGGCCACGAUGAUGGCCACAGAAAUGAUACAUCCAUCAGAUCGGUUUGCCGUUCCUCUACUGUCUUCCUCCAGAAAACCACCAUCUGUAGAUUCACAGGAUUCCUCUAGGUAUAGCAGAGAAAGUAGAGAUCGAGAGCGAAGUGUUUCUCCUCCACCGAUUCCACAAAGAUCUUCUGACGGUGCUGAAUAUAGUUUGAGCGAACAGCGAUCUAUUGCAGACUUGGAGGUUGGUGCAAAUUCUCAAGUAUCGUUAGACGAAUUGCGAGUAUCUCCACCUAGAGACGAGGAUAUUAAUGAACAUGAAGUCGGACAUGUGGUUACACAAGAUGACUUUGAUAAUGCAGACGUCAUCGACCGUCGUUAUCAGGACGUGUACGAUGGUGCAGCAAAUGGGUUCGAUCAACAAGAUUAUAACCAAUACAGAGAGGAUUACAACGAAGGUUUUAAUCACGAUGAUCACAUCGUUUAA
Opisthorchis viverrini is the source of this 1911-nucleotide messenger RNA. RefSeq lists its product as hypothetical. Gene Ontology annotation, molecular function: gap junction channel activity. Gene Ontology annotation, cellular component: plasma membrane; gap junction. The transcript is spliced from 3 exons. The annotation marks the transcript as partial. The record is from RefSeq and is a predicted model, not a curated record. Lineage: Eukaryota; Metazoa; Platyhelminthes; Trematoda; Opisthorchiida; Opisthorchiidae.